AUGUCUUACGAUCAGUACAACCAGAACCCUUAUCAGCAGGGCCCAGCUCAGGGAGGUUCUCAUGGUUACGGCCAGGCCAAUCCAUAUGCGCAAGAUGCGCCAGCCCAUGGCAACAACCAGUAUGAGAUGCAAGACUAUUCGCAGCAGGCUCCCGCCGGUAGCUCAAGUCUUUCCCAACAGGAAUUCCUCCACCGCGUGCAGAAGCUUCGCGAUGAGAUUAAGGGUCUGACCAACGACGUCGAUUACAUCGGCCAGCUCCACCAGCGAACUCUUAGCAGCACUGAUGGCUCCGCAAACCACGAUCUCGAGCAGUAUGUCUCUCAGACUCAGAUUCGCAACACCGCCAUCAAGGAUGGAAUCAAGGGACUAGAGCGUGAUCUCGCAAAGACGAAUGACAGCUCUCGUACCACCAAAGAAACCCAGCUGCAAUCUCUCAGGACAUUCUUCAAGUCCGAGCUCGACAAGUACCAGAGUAUCGAGCGCGAUUACAGACAACGUUACCGCGACCAGAUUGCUCGCCAGUAUCGUAUUGUCAACCCCGAGGCAUCCGAAUCCGAGGUUCAAGAAGCCGCCAACGCCGAUUGGGGUAACGAAGGUGUCUUCCAGACUGCUCUGCGAACAAACCGCACUGGACAUGCCAGCUCCGUGCUUGGUAACGUUCGUGCCCGCCACAGCGAGCUUCAGCGCAUCGAGCAGACACUCUCCGAGCUUGCCAUCCUCUACCAGGAGCUUGCCACUAUUGUCGAGCAGCAAGACCCUGUCGUCCAGGCCGCCGAGACAAAUGCAAUCAACACUGAGGAGAACAUGGUUAAGGGCAACGAGCAAGUCGAAGUCGCCAAAAAGCACGCCCGCAACCGUCGCAAGCUCAAGUGGUGGUGCGCCCUUGUCGUCCUACUUAUUAUCAUUGCCAUUGCUGUUGGUGUUGGUGUCGGUGUCACUGUAGCCAACAACAACAGCAAGUAG
Molecule: messenger RNA, 963 nt
Organism: Fusarium coffeatum
Lineage: Eukaryota; Fungi; Ascomycota; Sordariomycetes; Hypocreales; Nectriaceae
Exons: 3
Coding region: 1-963 (320 amino acids)
Biological process (GO): vesicle fusion; intracellular protein transport; exocytosis
Cellular component (GO): plasma membrane; SNARE complex; endomembrane system
Molecular function (GO): SNARE binding; SNAP receptor activity
Source: RefSeq, a predicted model, not a curated record